AUUAUGUUAUAAGUACUCAUUCCACACACACAUCAAAUUAACUAAAAAACACAAUACACAAUACAAAUAAAUUUUUAAAAAAUAUAAAACCAAAAAAAUGACGUCAAUUGUUCCGAGUCCUAUACCGGCGGCAGGAAUUGAAGAUGCCAUACCAAUAUGGAUGAAAAUUGAUUGGAGUCCUGAAAUAGAGCAUGACAUCUACAAGGACUGGGGCUCGUACUACUCUCGCCGCCGAAGGGAGAACAUGGCCAUGUACUAUUACAACAAGGCACUCUCCAUGCUGCCAGAGGAUUACGGGACUCUUUACCACCGGAGCCAAACCAAACGGAAGAAUGCCCAAACUGAAGGUGCUCUAAAGGACUGUGCAGAAGCAAAAAGAAUUUUGGAGCGACUCAAUAUACAAAACGCUCCAAUUAAUUUGGAAAUUUGUGAUGCCCUCUAUGAACUAAAUCAGUUUGAAAAUGCCAAGGCGGAAUUACACGAUAAUACCCGGCUAUUCAAAGGAAACAAAAUUAAAGCAUUUGAGCAACGCCUUAUUGUGGUUGACGAAAAUAUAAGAGACUGUUGUGGAGUGGAGCUAACACACUUUAUAUCUGCGAAUGAAAAACUGUUGAUCCAAGUGAAGGAAAGCGACCUGAAGUCUCAAAAUCAAGUGCAGAACAAGCCACUGUGGAAAUUAUUAAAGGAACAAAACAAAUGCGAUGUGUUAAGUAUCCUUGAAAUCGAAGACGAAUUACUUUCCCCACUGGAAAUCGCAAGACGAAGUCGGGCAUUUAAUGUGUUUAAUCAAAUUUACAUGGACAAGUCAUGGAUUGACGUGGUUUUUUUGAAAAAAUUGCUGAGGAACCCGACUUUGCUUCUUGAACAGUGCCAAAACUCGAAAUAUUUUUUGGGAGCUCUAAAUAAAAAGAAAUACGAGGAACUAAAAUUGUUUUUGAAAAUGCUUCAUGCACGUGCUCCCAUGUACUAUCUUCGAUACAACAAAUUCACGAACCAGAAUCUGAUGGACAAAUUUCGGGAGGACUAUCUUUUCCGUAUGCAGUACCAAACAGGUCGUAAUAUGCGUUCGGUGUUAAGGAGUAUUCGAUAUCUCCGUGCCGUCGGUAACGUAGCGAAACUCUCAAAGUACGUGGAGGAAGUUAUGGGAGACUACGUUGUGUUAAAAACUAAUCGGAUUAUGCCUUGGAAGUUUGAAUUUAUGAACGAAGUGUACAACACAUUGGCGCUAGCAUUUGCUGAACAGUGUAUAGUCCCUCCCGGCAGGAGUCUGUAUGCCGACAAGAAUGGUCUUUUAAAAUUACUUCGCCUUCCCACCGAAAAGUCGUGGGAUGUUCAAAAUUUCGUGUUUGGAGACCGCUCCACUCAUCAGGAGUCAAAUUUGUCAGAUCUGUCUAUGUCAAAAUCGAGACAAUUGAUAUCUCGGUUGGAAAAACGAAUGCUGUUUGCCAAAUACUCGGUCGAGAAAUGCUAUCUAUUUCAUCAAAUUGGUUACACUCAUCUGAAAUCAAAUCGCUUUGACGAAUGCUGCUUUGCAGCUAGAAAGGGAUUGAAAGAAACUAAGAACUGUAAUAACUUGCUAUGGAAGUUUCUGUGCACUCUUCUCAUUAUUAAGUCCAAUGCAGCCCUUCACAAGGUUGAACGGACCAAGGAAGCACUGAUAAGGGCUCAAAAAAUGCUGGACGAUCUUGAUUCUCCUCAGAUUUCUCGUUUUGUGGAAGUUUGUAUAAUCUGCAACGAAUUGAUAAUAGAUAUAAAGAAGAAAAGGGGAAGUGUUGGAAGCCGGCGUGCAACCCCUGCUACUAGUCGCAGCAACAUGUCGAUAUUACCUGCAAAAAGUUCAAUCCACCUGCGACACACAUAAAUUUACUUACUUUAUAUAAUACAUAUCUAAAAUUUGAUUUCCGACCGCUGACAUAUUAAAAUCCGAAGUGCAAAUUAAA
Drosophila pseudoobscura is the source of this 1940-nucleotide messenger RNA. RefSeq lists its product as uncharacterized. Gene Ontology annotation, molecular function: protein binding. Lineage: Eukaryota; Metazoa; Arthropoda; Insecta; Diptera; Drosophilidae. The record is from RefSeq and is a predicted model, not a curated record. The transcript has 9 exons. The coding region runs from base 98 to 1861 and encodes 587 amino acids.